Pyricularia oryzae 70-15 is the source of this 1078-nucleotide messenger RNA. RefSeq lists its product as uncharacterized. The record is from RefSeq and is a predicted model, not a curated record. NCBI's taxonomy places the organism in Eukaryota, Fungi, Ascomycota, Sordariomycetes, Magnaporthales, Pyriculariaceae. The transcript has a single exon. The coding region runs from base 160 to 846 and encodes 228 amino acids. Gene Ontology annotation, cellular component: nucleus.
GAGGUGGGGGUGUGACUUUUAUACAACAUGCAUGACCUCCUGCCGUACCAAUACCCAGAGAUAAAAAAAAAAAAAUAACCAGCCACAACAAGAACACUGCACUUCCCCGUCUUUCAUUGAGUCCAGAAACCAAUCUUCACCCCCAAAAAAAAAGAAAACAUGUCACACUGCCACGACGAGCAUGGUGGCGACGACCACCAUCACCACCACGGCGAGGACGGUCACGACCACAGCGACGACCUGACACCCGCCCUGCAAAACUCACUAUACACCCGCAUUGAGUUUGACAAGAUCGUCACGCUCAAUGAGGACGCACACAACUCCGGUCUGGCCGUGGUGAAAAAGACGUGGGCCGAACGCCUGACCCCGACGCCGGAGCUGGCCAGCGACGCCGACGAGCAGCUGCUGAUGCACGUGCCCUUUACGGGCCAGGUGAAGCUGCACUCGAUCCUGGUGCGCACGUCGGACAGCGACUCGGCGCCCCGCACCCUGCGCGUGUUCGCCAACCGCCCGGAGAGCUUUGACUUUUCGGCCGCGGAGAGCGAGACCCCGCUGCAGGAGAUUGAGCUCAGUCGCACCUCGGCGGUGCAGGAGCUGAAUGUAAAGAGGGCCAAGUUUGGGGGCGUGGCGAGGCUGUCGUUGUUUUUUGUGGAUAAUUUUGGGGAUGGCGAUGAGGACGUCACCAGGUUGUCGUAUCUGGGGUUCAAGGGCGAGUGGAUGCCGCUGGGGAGGGCGCCGGCCAAUAUUUUAUACGAGGCGGCGGCGAAUCCGAGUGAUCAUGCGCUCAAGGGGACUAGUGUGAAUGCUAUGGGGAGCGGGAUUGGUGGUAGAGGACCUGGGGCUUGAGGGGUUUGUUCUUUAUUCUUGGGGUGGUGCCUCUAAUGAAAACAUAAUCUGGGAAACGGGAUAUUGAUUUUGUGCUUUUCCUUCUGAAAGCAAAAGUUUGGCCAGGUUGAAGUGGUGGUAACUACAACAUGCCAUGGACCUAUGCAGAAGAAACAAGGAGGCAAGCAGAAGAUCAGAAAGAACUAGUAGAUUACUGUAUCAUUAUUCAAGCAUGGUCCGCGUCGAAUUCCCU